AUGGUAGUUGGGGUUAGCGCAACUUCUGAUGACAUCUUUAUAAUAGACUCAGCUGGUGCAACUGGUGAAGGAACUUCAAUUGAUGGCACUGCUGGCGACAUUUGGUCGUCCAAAUGUUCUUCUAAGACUGCUAUACUAGCUAUAAAUGAUGCUAGGAUGUUGAUCAAAUACUGUGGAGCCUGCUGCGGCUCAUGCUCUAAAGCAGCUUGCUCUUUUCAUCCUGACAUCUACGAUUUUCCAAAUAGAGCUUAUAAGACACAGAACAAUAAUCUUAUUGGAGAAAUCCCAGCAUCUAUCUGCAAAGCACAAAAUCUCCAAGUCCUCGACUUGUCUGGAAAUAGUUUGAGUGGUUUAAUCCCUUCGUGUCUAUUUGAUAUCAAAUCUCUCUUUGACUUGAAUCUAAAAGGGAACCAACUUCAAGGGGAAAUUCCUAAACAUUUUAGUAAAGAAUGCAUGCUAGAGGCAUUGAUCCGCAGUGACAAUCAUUUGAAAGGACAAAUGGUUGACAUCACUAUUCUAGUUCUUCGAGGAAAUGCACUUUGUGGGAAAAUCAAAGUUACAGAAAUUCCUGAGGCAAAUAACAUAUUUUUAAAAUUGCAGCUAUUUGAUCUUUCUUCCAAUCACUUCAGUGGAAAUUUGCCUUCAAAUUAUUUCAACAAUCUAAAGUCCAUGAUGAAUUUCUUCACUAUGAAUCAAGGUGAUGAUAUAACUGAUGAAGACAGAUAUCACUAUGAAGUUUCACUCACAACUAAUGGGUAUGAAUAUACCUUUCAGAGAAUAUUAGUGAUAUCAUAUAUGUUUAUGGAUUUCUCAAAUAACAACUUUGAAGGUAAUAUUCUUGAGGUGAUCGGUAAACUCCAAAGCCUUUACAUAUUGAAUUUAUCACAAAAUUCUCUCACAGGAGAGAUUCCUUCAGUAAUUGGAAAUAUGAGACAACUUGAAAGAUUAGAUCUUUUUACAAACCAUUUGUCUGGAUAG
Molecule: messenger RNA, 978 nt
Organism: Asparagus officinalis (garden asparagus)
Lineage: Eukaryota; Viridiplantae; Streptophyta; Magnoliopsida; Asparagales; Asparagaceae
Product: receptor-like protein 12
Exons: 3
Coding region: 1-978 (325 amino acids)
Molecular function (GO): protein binding
Source: RefSeq, a predicted model, not a curated record